AUGUAUUUUACCUUUGUGCUUGCUUCUUUCACAAGCUUGCUUGCAUUCAUUCCUUCCGCUUUUGCAGGCUUCAGCUCCUCCUCUAACACCAAUAUCGCCAUCUAUUGGGGACAGAACUCUUACGGUCAGGGGACUGGGUCCCUUGCUCAGCAACGGCUGUCUUAUUACUGUGCAAGCACUGAAUUCAACAUAAUCCCCCUUGCCUUUCUAAUCACCAUUGCCAACCCAUCCCUAAACUUCGCCAAUGCCGGCGACAGCUGCACUACAAUCUCCGGCUCAAACCUCUUCUACUGCCCUCAACUCGAACAAGACAUCGCAACCUGCCAAUCCACUUACGGAAAGACCAUCCUCCUAUCCAUCGGCGGAGCAACUUACUCAGAAGGCGGCUUCUCCUCCUCUGCCGCUGCCGUCACCGCCGCAAACAACAUAUGGUCCAUCUUCGGGCCCCGCACCUCCUCUUCAUCCCCACGUCCUUUCGGCUCAUCCGUCAUCGACGGCUUCGACUUCGACUUUGAGUCUAGCGUCUCAAACAUGGUGCCAUUCGCCAACCAACUGCGGUCCCUAAUGACCGCCUCCACCGUCUCUACGGGGAAGAAAUACCUCUUAACAGCCGCACCGCAAUGUCCAUACCCCGACGCCGCAGACGGAGCAAUGCUCGCUGGCGCCGUCUACUUCGACGCCAUCUGGGUCCAAUUCUACAACAAUUAUUGCGGCCUCCCCUCCUUCACCAUCGGUUCCAGCACGCAAAACAACUUUAAUUUCGCGACGUGGGAUAAUUGGGCGAAGACCGUGUCCCUCAAUCCCAAUGUGAAAAUCAUCCUCGGUAUCCCUGCUGCGCCUGGUGGAGGCAGUGGGUACGAAUCCGGCAGCACUCUUGCCAGUAUUAUUGCGUAUUGUAAGGGAUUUAGCAGUUUUGGUGGGGUCAUGAUGUGGGAUAUGAGUCAGCUCUAUUCGAAUCCGGGGUUCUUGGAUGCGGUGAGCAGUGAUUUGGGAUUGCCAGCUUCUGGUGGGGGAGGGACUACGACGAGUGCGACUGCUACGACGCUUAAGACUGUGACGAAAACGACGACGACGACUGCAGCAACGAGUACGGCGACGGGAACGGUGGGCCAGUGGAGCCAGUGUGGCGGAAUUGGAUAUACCGGCUCGACGGUGUGCACGCCGCCGUACGUCUGUGUAACGACUUCGGUUUGGUGGGCUCAGUGCCAGUAA
Molecule: messenger RNA, 1212 nt
Organism: Hyaloscypha bicolor E
Lineage: Eukaryota; Fungi; Ascomycota; Leotiomycetes; Helotiales; Hyaloscyphaceae
Product: carbohydrate-binding module family 1 protein
Exons: 6
Coding region: 1-1212 (403 amino acids)
Biological process (GO): carbohydrate metabolic process
Cellular component (GO): extracellular region
Molecular function (GO): cellulose binding; chitinase activity
Source: RefSeq, a predicted model, not a curated record